AGCGGUGGCGAGAGGAGGGCGGUGCGUGGUGACCGCGGAGAAAGGUCUGCGAGUCCCGGCGAGUGAGUGGCCCUGAGGCCCGUGAAGCCUUGUUCGGGGUAUCGCUCGGACACAGCGGAGCUGGGGGGGGGGGGGGCCACGCGCCCGCCUGGCGGACGGGUCCGGCCGGCCGUCGAGAGGGACACGGACGCGAUACGGCGGCGGAUCGUGGCGACGGGGUGAAUCGAGGCGCCGCGGCCUGAGCAAGAUCCAAUAGAGAAAAAAACCAUGACAUUUGGAGGCAGAAGUUUUGUUUUAAAUCCUUGCCUUUUCACCGGCUAAUUUUGUGAGUUGGAAAUAAUUGUACAAGAUGUUGAAGUUGCAGUUCUGGCUAGUGCAAGCUUUGGUUAUUUUCCUCACUGCUGAAUCUUUAGGUGAACUUCUGGAGCCAUGUGGUUAUAUCAGCCCUGAGUCUCCAGUUGUACAACGUGGUUCAAAUUUCACUGCAGUUUGUGUGCUGAAAGAAAAGUGUAUGGACUAUUUUCAUGUAAAUGCUAGUUAUAUUGUCUGGAAAACAAACCAUCUUGCUGUUCCUAAAGAACAAUAUGCCAUUGUAAACAGAACAGCAUCUAGCGUCACCUUUACAAAUGUGGGUUCACUGAACGUUCAGCUUACGUGCAACAUUCUUACCUACGGACAGAUUGAGCAGAAUGUCUAUGGAAUCAACAUCCUUUCAGGCUUUCCUCCAGAAAAACCUAAAAACCUGAAUUGCAUUGUGAAUGGGGCUAAGAGUAUGAUGUGUCAGUGGGAUCCUGGAAGGGAGACAUACUUGGAAACAAACUUCACUUUGAAAUCCGAAUGGGCAACAAGCCAGUUUGCUGACUGUAGAGCAAAACGUGACACCCCAAACUUUUGCCUUGUUGAAUACGUACCUGUGUUUUUUGUCAACCUUGAAGUCUGGGUAGAAGCAGAGAAUGCCCUUGGGAAAGUCACAUCCGAUCAUAUCAAUUUUGAUCCUGUAGAUAAAGUGAAGCCCAGUUCUCCUCGUAAUUUAUCUGUGAGCAACUCAGAGGAACUGUCUACUAUCUUAAAAUUAACAUGGAUCAAUCCAAGUAUUGAAGAUGUUAUAAGACUGAAAUACAAUAUUCAUUAUAAGACCAAAGAUGCCUCAACUUGGAGCCAGAUCCCUCCUGAAGAUACGGUCUCCACUCGAUCUUCAUUCACUGUCCAGGACCUUAAGCCCUUCACAGAGUAUGUGUUUAGGAUUCGCUGUAUGAAGGAAGAUGGGAAAGGCUAUUGGAGUGACUGGAGUGAAGUUGCAAGUGGAAUCACAUAUGAAGACAGACCAUCCAAAGCACCGAGUUUCUGGUUUAAGAUAAAUUCAUCUAAAACUCUUGACUAUAGAUCUGUACAGCUUAUGUGGAAGACACUGCCUCCUUUUGAAGCCAAUGGGAAAAUCUUGGAUUAUGAAGUGACUCUUACAAAAUGGAAAUCACGUCUACAAAAUUACACAGUUAAUGACACAAACUUGACAGUAAACCUCACAAAUGAUCGCUAUAUAGCAACUCUAGCAGCAAGAAAUCUGGUUGGCAAGUCAGACGCAGCAGUGUUGACCAUCCCUGCCCGUGACUUUCAAGCUUCUCCUCCCGUAAAGGAUCUGAAAGCAUUCCCCAAAGAUAAUAAGCUUUGGGUAGAGUGGACGUCUCCAAGUAAAUCUGUGAAGAAAUACAUACUUGAAUGGUGCAAGCUGUCAGACACAUCGCCCUGUGACCCAGACUGGCAGCAGGAGGAAGGCACUGUACAGAGCACCUAUUUAAGAGGAAACCUAAAGGAGAGCAUAUGCUAUUCCAUCACAGUGACUCCGGUGUAUCAGAACGGACCAGGAAGCCCUGAGUCUACCAAGGCAUACCUUAAACAAGCUGCACCUUCUAAAGGACCUACUGUUCGGACAAAGAAAGUGGGGAAAAACGAGGCUGUGUUAGAGUGGGAUCGGCUUCCUGUUGAUGUUCAGAAUGGAUUUAUUAGAAAUUACACUAUAUUUUAUAGAAGCAGCGCUGGGAAUGCAACAGUGGUGAAUGUGGAUUCCUCCCACACAGAAUACACACUGUCCUCUCUGACGAGUGACACUCUAUACAUGGUCCGAAUGGCAGCAUACACAGAUGAAGGUGGCAAGGACGGCCCAGAAUUCACUUUCACCACACCCAAGUUUGCUCAAGGAGAAAUAGAAGCCAUAGUUGUGCCUGUCUGCUUAGCAUUCCUAUUGACAACUCUUCUGGGAGUAUUGUUCUGCUUUAAUAAGCGAGACCUAAUUAAAAAACACAUCUGGCCCAAUGUACCUGAUCCUUCAAAGAGUCAUAUUGCCCAGUGGUCACCUCAUGCACCGCCAAGGCACAACUUCAGUUCAAAAGAUCAAAUGUAUUCUGAUGGCAAUUUCACUGAUGUAAGUGUUGUAGAAAUAGAAGCAAAUGACAAAAAGCCUUUCCCAGAGGAUCUGAAAUCUUUGGACCUGUUCAAGAAGGAAAAAAACAGUACGGAAGGCCACAGCAGUGGUAUUGGCGGAUCUUCAUGCAUGUCAUCUUCUAGACCAAGCAUUUCUAGCAAUGAUGAAAAUGAGUCUUCACAGAACACAGCCAGCACUGUCCAAUAUUCUACCGUGGUGCACAGUGGCUACAGACACCAGGUUCCAUCAGUCCAAGUCUUCUCAAGAUCUGAGUCCACCCAGCCCCUGUUAGAUUCAGAAGAACGGCCAGAAGAUCUACAGUUGGUAGAUAGCUUAGACAGCGGAGAUGGCAUUUUGCCCAGGCAACAGUAUUUCAAACAGAACUGCAGUCAGCCUGAAACCAGUCCAGACAUUUCACAUUUUGAAAGGUCAAAGCAGGUUUCUUCAGGCGGUGAGGAAGAUUUUGUUAGACUUAAACAGCAGCAGAUUUCAGAUCAUAUUUCACAGUCCUGUGGAUCCGGGCAAAUGAAAAUGUUUCCAGAAGUUUCUGCAGUAGAUGCUUUUAGCCCUGGGACUGAGGGACAAGUGGAGAGAUUCGAGCCAGUUGGAAUGGAAGCUGUGAUAGAUGAAGAAAUAUCUAAAAGUUACUUACCACAGACCGUAAGACAAGGUGGCUAUAUGCCCCAGUGAAAGUCUAGUAAAGCUAAAAUAUUUCAGAUACAAAAAAAUCUUCACUCCCUGAAGAUGAUCAGUUGCCUUCAAAGACACGCUCUCCCCUGGGCCAUUGUCAUUCCAGAAUGUCUGAGAUUCUACUUUAAGCACUACAGAAACUAACUUUUUCCUCUGGAUAGCUGAAUGACUUUGUGCUGUCUCAGGAUGCUUGCACUGAAAAGAAACAGAAAGCAUGUCCGGAAGUUGGCGAAGUAGAGCCUCGCUUUGCUACACAGAAAACAGGGUAUUUAAACAACGAGCAGCGGGCACAGCUCUGAUGGUUUGAAGGGAAAAGCCAUCACAAUAAAUGGCUUAGGGAUGAGCAAUAGAAGAAAAAGGUGCAGUACAGAACUCUGCUUCAGCUGACUUCCUUCAUGGAAGAAGAGACCACAGGGCAUGAAAAGCUCUGCCCAGCUUUGGAGAGCUAAUGAGAAAUGGUGGAGAGGUUCAUUUAUUGGUCUACCAUCAUUCAAAUUAUGCCUUACUUUUUUUCUGUGGGUAUCAGUUGUUACUAGAGCAAAGGAGUUAUAGAGCUUAAACUUUGAAAAAACAACAUGUUUUAAAUAUUACAUAAUCAAACUCGCAAUUCAACUUGUUUAAAUUUGCUUUUUAUUCUCAAUAGGCUCUUUGCAGAUCCAUUUUACAAACCCAGCAGUUGCCCUGGCAGGAGCUAGGAACACACGCAUCAGCUAUCUCAAACAGUUCCACAAUAAUUGUCUAUUUUUAAAGGUUCACUUGGUAUUUUUCUAUAUAUAAAUAUCUACAUGCAUAUAUACAUAUAUAUACACAUAACAUGUACAUAUAUAACUGACACAUACAUCCAUGCAUAUAUCAUUGACCCUUGUUAAGACUUUAGGGAAUUUGGUUGACAGACUACUUUAUACACGUCAUCAGCUUAAAAUGUAUUAGAAUUGAACAUACCUUAUUUUGAUAAGUAUGCCAAGGUUUAAAUUUUUCUAAGGUAUUUGAAGCAAACCAAUAGGGCAGUAUCCAUCACAACUAAAACAGAAUCCCAGGGUUGUACAUACUGAUCUCAGUAGAUCUCACAGCCAGUAUCUUCACUGUAGACAUCUAAUAAAGAGAUAGGGUUUGGGUUUUUCUUUGUUUGUAUGAUAUUGGUUUUCUUUUGUGUUGUUUUUUUUUUUUUUGCAGAGGUGGGGGGAGGGUAAUUUUGUUUUGUUCUGUUUUAUUGGCUGUACAAGGGGUUAAAUCCAGGGCCUUGCACAUGCUAGUCAAGUGUUCUACUAUUGAGAAACCCCCAUUCCUGGCUUUGUUUUUGAGCCAAGUUCUUGCUGUGUGGCCCAGAUUGUCCCCAGCCUGGGCUCAAGCAGUCCUUGUUCCCCAGUCCUGAGUAGCUGGGACUACAGCUGUGUGCUACCACAUGUGAGAAGAAAUAUACUCCGCUAUCUCUUUAUUCUAUCCCAUGCUGCAGCAGGAUGAAAUUUCACUCUACAUUGUGCUUUAGAAAUAUUUUAAACCUCUUCUUUCCAGUUCUGUUCCUUAGGAGAAAAGUGAGCCAGGCUUUCAGGGUUUAGCAGUAAAGCCACGAAGCAUUUAUGCCAUUCCCUAACUACAUGAAGGCAAAAGCUAAUGCUAGGGCCUAGAAAAAGAAAAAACAAUGAGAAGAAAUGGUCAUGUUUCAUUAGUGCCUGACUUCCACCACCCAGUGCAUUCAGGGGGAACAGGUGUGUCUUUCCGUUAAGCUUAGUGUCAGAAAAUUGACACAGUUAAAAGAGUUUGUUAAAGGUUAUUGAAAAAGAAACAGCGAAGAAAAAUCAGUAUACCUUUACAGUUGAAAUAUACUUCUGUGUUUUACUCAAAAUAGUUUUCAUGUUAGACUUCCAAAUAUAUUUUAUCAUUCUUAUUGUUUUGUUAUAUCAUACCUAAUAGCUUAUCUUCAUUUCUUCACAUAUAUGUUUGUGAGAUAUAGGAGAUACUUUGUUGUAAUAGUAGCCAAACCAACCUGAGAUUGGUAAGAAUAAGAAAAAUAAGGCCCAGAGAGGUCAGGUAAGGACCUAGAGACUCAAACUCACACUACAAAGUUAGGGUAUCGCCACCGUUCAAAGUUGGUCAUCAAAAACUGGGCCAGAUCAAGGCUGAGUGUGUCUGUCUAUGUAUAUAUCUGUCCAGAAGUUUGCACCUAUAACUAUUUCAAUUUCCUCACAAGUAAUCGUAUUGCUAUAAUCUUAUUUAGCUGUGACCUUCCUCAUAACCAGUAGUGUAAAGAACAUUAUCGUAUGAGGUUUGUACAUUUCGGGGCUGAAGAGACAGGUAUAAACUGUGUACUUUUGAUCCAAGGGACUAAGAAUGAGGAGUCAUUGAAGUGAAGACCUCAUGGAAGCAGAUUUGCAUGUUGAGCUCCAUCCGGAACAUUCACAGAGAAUGAAUGCCUUGCCCACCCAGCACUUUAUACAUAUAAGAAGAUUAAAUUGUUACUGUGCAAAAAUUCAUUCAGGAAAUAAGUAUGUAUUUGAGCACUAAUAUUGAAGGUGCAUCUUUUCCCUAAAGAGAAAAUCAUAAAGCUUGUCUUAAAUAAAAAUUACUUUCCUAAAGCAUGUUUUAGAAUAAUCUGUGUUUUGAUGCAUGUGCAUUGUACUUUAAUAGAGCAAUAAAUCUGGUUUAUGUAAAAACUAGUCUAAUGAAAGUGCAUUUAAUAUUCUUUAAGUCUUCAGUGUGCACACAUGUGAUUGAAAGUCCUGCCUAGUCAAAAAAGCAGUCUUGUGGUGGAUAAAAUUAAUUCACUGCCUCUAAUGUAGUUGUGCCCUUUAGGAGGGAAAGAGAUUCACUACCACGCACGUUGUCCUAUGUAAUUGGACUGUCAGCUACUGGUGCCUUUAGUUUUCUAUCUUUAUUUCUAAUAAAUACAUAAUGCUGAAUAGACAAAUAUAGAAUGCUGUAGGACUUUGGGGUUUUCUACAAUUUUAGUCCUUUUUUAGCAUGAAUAUGUCAGUACUCAGAAGCCUCUUGAGCAUUGUAUAGGAGCAAGAAGGAGAGGCAGCCUUACGUAUACCUUCAGGUCUAUUCUCUACCGGUUCAUUUCGGCCUUAUGCCUUGAUAAAGGGAUCUGCCGCACUGAGUCCUUGUGAAAUUCAAGCUUAAGGAAAUUGACAUUUAUUGAAGCUCAUUAAUGUAGAAUAGCUAAAGUACUUUUUGAAACACGAAUCAGACAAAUAGAACUUUUUAAAAUGUCUUUUCUUUUCCAUAUAACGAAGUAGUUAAAACCAUGAUGCAAAUGAGAUGAGCCAGGUUGGUUCCCCCUUGAACACUACUAGCCUUGUCUUACAAAUGUAGGUUGCAAAAUGCCAGAUGUGAUGUGUCAGAAACAAAGGGAUAUUGUAAAGCUGGAUAUUUGAAAAUGUAUUAAGUAAUGUGCCAUUUGCUAGGGUGACAGUUGCGGUGACUAUAGCAUUAUGUGUGUCCCUUUUAGGUCCUAACUAUUCCUCACUUGUACAAUCCUUUCACCUUCACUUCCUGUUUUACUUCCUCUAACUUUUUUUAGAAGAGGUACAGUGUUGUAUGUAGUAUUACCUUGAGUGAUUGCAUGUGCUGAUCAUUGCUACAGCUAUUUUUUAUGUUGAUAUAACUAAAUGUUAUUAAAUGUUUUACUACAUAACCAGCUGUAUUCCUUUAAGUAGAUCUAAAAAAUAAAUUCUUGUUCUUUACUUCA
Dipodomys spectabilis (banner-tailed kangaroo rat) is the source of this 6797-nucleotide messenger RNA. RefSeq names its product interleukin 6 cytokine family signal transducer (gene Il6st). Gene Ontology annotation, molecular function: cytokine receptor activity; cytokine binding. Gene Ontology annotation, cellular component: external side of plasma membrane; CRLF-CLCF1 complex; signaling receptor complex. The record is from RefSeq and is a predicted model, not a curated record. The transcript is spliced from 17 exons. The coding region runs from base 350 to 3109 and encodes 919 amino acids. Lineage: Eukaryota; Metazoa; Chordata; Mammalia; Rodentia; Heteromyidae. Gene Ontology annotation, biological process: cytokine-mediated signaling pathway; positive regulation of tyrosine phosphorylation of STAT protein.